This is a messenger RNA of Cladocopium goreaui, 5457 nucleotides long. The record is from the annotation of a GenBank genome assembly. Lineage: Eukaryota; Dinophyceae; Suessiales; Symbiodiniaceae.
AUGGCUGAACCCGAGCCCUGGCGGAAGAUAGGACGAAAAGCUGGUGAGGAACACUGGCUUGGGUUGACACCCAGCGCUGUUGUAGAGGUGAGCCUCUAUGACGAUGCGGGGCGACAGCAGGGCCGAGGUGUUGUGAAAUUGCAGCACCGCGCCAUAGAGGAUGAGGCUGGCAAAGGUCAAACCUGGCGAGGAUUCUUUCUGGCCAUUGAAGACGGAUAUUACGAGUGGUGGGUACAAAAUCAUUACCCCACGAAGGUGCUGCCAUUCCACUUCUGUCAGGUGGCGGCCCAUCGGUGUGGGGAGCAAACGCUGUACCGGGACCCCAUCCACGUUGACGUCUUCAGAGUCUUGCCGGAUGAUACAUACGUGAGGCUGCCGUGGAUGACCGAUGAAAAGAAUGAGAAGGCCAAAAGCUUGUUGGCACUCCACGCCACGCAGGCGCCUGCGGUCCCAGCCCUCGCCUCUCCAGCUGUGGGGGGUGGGGAUGGUGGCCGUGGGAGCCGAGCUGAUGGUGAAGUGGAGGUGGGUGAAGCUGGCAUUGCAGGGCUGGCUCGAGCACUUGGAACUGCAGGAGAUCGUGGCGACAAGAGAGAGAGGCAGAUCGACGAUGAUAAGGAGGAAAAGAAGAAAAGGAAGGAGAAGAAGGCACCAGUGGAUGCCCGAGAGGAAGGCCUUCGAGCCGUUCUGAAUAAGCGGAAGGCACCGCUACCUACCGGGGGUGCGCUCAAGCUGAAAGGAGACGACCUGAAGAAGAAGAAGAAAAAGAAGCGGAAAAGAGAUUCAGAGAAAAAGCGGAAGUCCAAAAAGGAGGAAGCUAGCAAGGGGUCCUCCGAGGAAAGUGACUCAGGGGACGACGAGACCUCCUCAUCGAGUUCAGGGUCGCUUUUUCAGUUGGCCGCCCUGCCACAGGGAGUAGACCGAUUGCACCGGUUGCAUCAGGAGAAGCCAGGGGCUCUGGCGGACCUAACGCUCCGGCGCUUUCAGGAGCUCCUGAACCGCUCAAUAGGCGGGGGAACGGCCGAGACAGAGCAGGAGAUGCCGCCGGUAGCGCGCGCAUACCUCAGCCAGAUCUACAUGGUGCGCCAUCCAGAAGCAGCGAUUGGCCUGCGGAAUCUGAGAGAGCUGCGUACGUUGGCGACGCUGGUGGAUCUCAUGGCCAUGAACGACUCUCUCCGUGCACUCGACGGCCAAUGGAGUCAAGCAAACUUGCUGGAGCUCAUUGUGCCGGAGGAGGAGCAACGAGCCUGGUUCCGACAGGAGUUGAAGGCAGCCCAGCAAGAGCACAAGAGCGACCUGAGGCUGCAGAGGGACCAAUGGCCGAAAAGGAGGGCCGCCUGGUAUCCCUCCCCCGGAGGGGGGGGGAACAUGGACAAGAAGGAAGCGGAAGGAAAAGACGGAGGACCACCCGAAAACGGAGGAGAAUACCCAGCGAUGGAAAGGGCCCUAAAUGAAUGUGAAGUGUCUGAAGAAACACGAGAGAAGGUCAGAAGCCUCAUGCAGGAUCCGGAGGUGGUGGCGCUCUAUCGACUCAGGAGGUUUGCGUUGGGCAAGAGCCCAAACUGGAAGAUGAUAGAGCAGGAUUUCUUUGAGAUGAUUGCCAAUGUCGCUGGAGACCCACCUGCACUGGUAAAGAAGCAGUUGCGGCUCAGCUGUCAAUUCCUAGGAGAGGAAUUGAUACCAUCCGCAUCGGAAGUGGCCUGCCGGCUCUUGGGGGUCGACCAAUCUCAGGCCGGGGUUGAUCCUCGGUCUGGGGAAGGUCGGCUCCUAAAGUUGGUGAAUGGCAUUGAAGUGCGAGCUGCUGACAUUGAGUGGAAGAGAGAGGACCUGAGAGCUGCCGACUGGUUGAUUCAGGAAUUUGGGCUGAUUCCAAAAGAGCACGUGACGCCGGUCUCAUGGAGGCAGAUGAUGCGGCGAGGGCUGGGGCUCAGCUUGUCGGUGAGUCUUGUGGGGGUGGUCUUAAAAGUCGGCAUUCAAGACCGCCCUGGAGAGUUGGGCAACUUAGCGCGUGCCCUUCCUUGCUGCGCUCUGGAGAACUUUCACCGACUGGCAAAGGAGCUACUCCCAUUGCCAAUGCCCAUCAUGACCGACGAAGAACUGGCUUUUGAGGCAGCGGUGAAGGAGGUCCUCUGUGGCCGCUUGGAUGUGACCAGUGAGAGUUGGAGGAAGCUGAACAGUGAGGCAAAGGAAAUCGGUGUGAAGGCAUGGACCUGGCUGCAGUGCUUCGUGAUCAACCACCUAUACUGCCACGGAGCAGGUGGUCGCAUGCUGUCUGAGUGCAUGCUUCAUGCGAAGGAACCUACUGCGAGCCAGGAAAGAUCCAUCAAGCGACUUGACAGCUUAAGCAAGAAAUGGAUUGAAGAAGAUAAGGAGGAUGCGAUCAGGGCAGACACCUGGGAGAAGUCGUCUGAGACAUUGGGGGACAUGUACACAGGACCCAACGUAGGGAAAUCCUAUCCUCUGACAUUGGAGGCAAUACUCCCCACAACACCAGGUGCGAGUGAAGCGGCGAGGAUCCCAUUGUCAGAAGUGGUGAGCGACUCGGUCAAGGAAUAUGUGGAUGACCCUUCGCUGCUGCGUAUCCCGGACGAGGAGCUCAUUGGGCCACGCACCUCAGCGUUGGUGCAAGUCACCAGCCAGGAGGAGUGGGACAAGAUCGUGAGCCACCUGGUAGAUGCAGGCAUGCUUGAGAGGGAAGUUGAGGCAGAGACCGGCAGAGAGGAUGGAGAAUGGCUCCGCACGUUGAGAUUGAUCAUCAACAUGAUCCCCGGCAACUCGUUCCAGAGACGCAUGCCAGUGAGAGCUUCGGAGAAGAUGGGUUAUGCCCCGCUGUGGGGGAACCUCUACUUGCAUGAGGACGAAAUCAUCAUAUGUGCCGCUGAGGACCAGAAACACUGCUUUCAUAUCUACCGGCCAGGAUAUGCAUGGCGAGCCUUCUUCAGUUUGAGUAGGAUGGCUUCAGGACAGGCCUUCAAAGAUGGAAAGGUGGAGAAAGGUUACCCUCGAGUGAAGAGUGCACCCAUGGGGUGGAACAAUGUGGUGGACUUUAUCCAGGACGGCUUUGAGAACAUGGCCAAGAUGGCAGGUUUGGCGCCUAAUCAAGUUAUUCGAAUGGGCGAGCCGAGCCCGUUGGAACCUUUGGCAACUCCCAGAUCAUUCUUUUCGUUCUAUGUGGACAACUUUGACCAGCUGAAGAUCAUCUGGAGGACCGACCGGGGGCUGUACGAAGGCCAGCCGACCGAUGAACAACUCCAAUUGCGAGAGACCAUGGAGGAAUUGACUGUAGGGAGAGACCCCAAGAAAGCAGCUGAGGGAUCAAUCAGCUGGACCAGUUUGGGAGCCGAAGUGGCUGGAGAGGAAGGAUGGAUUGGCAGCUCGCGGAGCUUCCGCCGGGCACUUCUGAGUGCUAACCUUGGGCUGUUGGUGGGGGAUGAGGUCCGUACUGAUUCCCCCAAUCUGCAGUCUGUGGUUUCAAAGAACAUGCACUCGGUGCAAUACAACCGGCAGCUGGCAGUGUUGUUUGACAGGCUGUACGUGGAAAUGAAUGCCAGCAGGCCACGACUCUUGAGUGAGAAAGGUCGCGACGAGCUCUUGCUGCUAUGCUGCUCACUGCCCAUGCACUGGCUUGACGUCAAGAUGAAAGUGUCAGGCCAAGUGUAUGCGACAGACGCGAGUCCAGAAGGCGGAGGAGCCUGCUGCACUACUGGCCUGAGCCCCUGGGGAAGUGCAAGACUUCACAGCCUCAGUCAUGAGCGUGAUGGACUGGAGGGAGCCGCUACUGAGAAUGCCCUAGUGAUCGAAUGCUUUGCGGGCAUGGGAGGCCUGAAGCAAGCACUGGAUUUGAUUGGGUUUGAGCCCGCUGGGGUGGUGGCAAUUGAUACCUCGGCUGAGUGCUGUAAGGUAUACAAGCAGCACUGCCGCCACGUCAUCUGGGUUCAGAAGAUUGAGUCCGUGACGGAGGAGCAGGUCUUGGAAUGGAGAAGGCGAUUUCCGCGCGCCACAAAGGUGGUCAUUGGAGGAGGAUGGCCAUGCAUCAACCACUCGGUGCUGAACCCUAGACGACAGGGAGCAGAAGGAGCUUCGAGCAAGCUGCUGGACGACAUGUUGGCAAUCAGAGGAUGGUUGGGAUCGUGCUCAGAGAAGUUGCACCUUCCCCCAUGGAAAGUAGUGGAGAUUUUCGAAAAUGUGGUCAUGGAUGAUGCAGAUUACGAAGCCCAAAGCAAGAAGAUUGGGUACACGCCCUACUUUGUUGAGGCUGCUGAGAUUGGGCGUUGCCGAAGACCCAGGCUCUACUGGAUUUCAGGGGUGGACCUUGUGGCUGGAGAUGAUCUGUCUGUCGCCGCGCGGCGAACUCUGAGAGGUCACAACUACCAGGUGAAGCAAAUCAAGGUGGACACGGAACGUCCCCCGCUCACAUGGUUCCUGAAUGAAGGGACCACCAAGAUGGCCGAACCUGAAGAGCCGUUUGCAACGUUCACCCGGCCAAUCGCUCGACAGAGCCCUCCAGAAGAUCCUGCCGGGUUUGACCAGGCCACAGAGAAGGCCUUGAAGCGGUGGCGCGGAGACAGUUACAGGCUCCAGCCCUACCAAUAUGAGCCUCGUAACCUGGUAACCGACAAGAAUGGGCCCAGAAGGCCUGCAGUCGAAGAGCAGCUCCGGAUGAUGGGUUUCCAAUCCACACACCUCAAUACCAAAACCAAGCUCAGUGCAGACCUGAGAGGUCAAAUGGUUGGGAAUUCCUUUUCAGCGAUGGUGGUGGCUCGGCUCUUGGUGGGCCUGGUGUUGAAGCCGGAGCAAUGUGUUGGAAAGGAUGUCAGCCUGAUGCUCUGGGAAGUCUGGAAAGCCAAGGAAGACAAAGCUGGUCAAGAAGGAAAACCUUGGAAAGUGAGGUUUGCAAGUGUGGCUGCGGGGGUUCCUGGGGUGGUGAGCCUGCUCGAGCGGGUCUUGCCAUCACCAGUCGCGCCCCUGCGGUCAUUCAUUGACCCUCAACAGUGGCUGACAGACGAAGAGAUGCUGAGCUACUUGUUAGCUCGCAAUGGGACACACCGUGGUGCUGAGAUCCGGAUUGACUUGGGGAUGCCUUACUCCGUUGGUGAACUGUGCCGGCAGAGCAUUGAUCCCAGUCACUGGAUUUGGAAAGUCUUGAUGUCCUACUCAUGGAGAGAGCCAGGACAACACAUCAACAUCUUGGAGUUGGUGGCGGUCCUUGAUCUUCUCCGCCGGCAAGGACGCGAUCCAAAGCAUCAUGACCAACGCUUGAUCACACUUGUGGACAACCAAGUUGCAAUGAGCUGCCUCUCGAAGGGACGCAGCUCCGCUCGAGCCCUCCAAGGUCCCCUACGCCGCAUCAGUGCCGUAUGCCUAGCCGCACACUUUCGACUCUGCCUCGGAUGGAUCAAGAGCAAGUGGAACCCAGCUGAUGGGCCCAGUAGAUGGGCCAAGCGUCGUCGCAAUGCCUAG